Molecule: messenger RNA, 3268 nt
Organism: Sinocyclocheilus anshuiensis
Lineage: Eukaryota; Metazoa; Chordata; Actinopteri; Cypriniformes; Cyprinidae
Product: NACHT, LRR and PYD domains-containing protein 12-like
Exons: 11
Coding region: 332-3268 (978 amino acids)
Molecular function (GO): protein binding
Source: RefSeq, a predicted model, not a curated record
GCGAAACAGGUUAUUUCUCUACUCUAUCCAUCACUGGACGGCUUGCCUGUUGCUUUCGAAAUGUGUCUUUUUGCUAUUUUAUUUCUCUGCAGCAGAAAUGCUGUCACGCAAAAUAGAGCAACGAAUUGUUUAUUGUAAAGCUUUAUGAACGCUUUGCAAUAAAUAAAAUAGCCUACCUGAAAACCCGACCGAGUUGUUUCUCGGAGUGAUCGGUGGAAACCUCCGUGAGGACUGAAUGAUCCAUGGACGAGACACAAACAUUUAGAGAUGGAGACUUUCAUCCAGAAAUCAGGCCAUCUACCAAGAUAAAUCAGAACCCAGUUGUGUGUCCAUGAGGAGUGAGCGGUCAAUGGGAUGCCCUCCAAAAUUUAAUGGUGAAAUCUUUCCUCCUGGUUACAGGUCAGUCAACCGAGAAAUAUCAGAACCCAGUUGUGUGUCCAUGAAGAGUGAACGGUCAAUGGGAUGCCCUCCAAAAUUCAAUGACAAAGGAUGUCUUCCUGAUCACAGAGUCUGGCAGGAGAAGUCGGACAGAGAAACUGGACAGAACAGCUGGAAAAGAAACCAGAGAAUCAGCAUCAGAGACCAAGACAAUGCAUCUCAAGUUGACAAUGCAGUUAAAAGAAAACUAAAAAUGAAGUUUCAGUGUUUAUAUGAGGGAACUGCAAAGCAAGGAAACCCAACACUCCUGAAUGAGAUCUACACAGAGCUCUACAUCACAGAAGGUCAAAGUGAAGGCUGUAAUGAGCAUGAGGUGAGACAGAUUGAAACACAAUCCAGGAGAGCAGCAACAGAGGACACGCCGAUCAAAUGUAAUGACAUCUUUAGACCUUUACCUGGACAAGACAAAGCCAUCAGAACUGUGCUGACAAAGGGAGUCGCUGGCAUUGGAAAAACUGUCUCUGUGCAGAAGUUCAUCCUGGACUGGGCUGAAGGAAAAGAGAAUCAGGAGAUCCACCUCAUAUUUCCACUUCCUUUUAGAGAGCUCAAUUUGAUACAAGACCAAAAACUCAGCCUUUUAGACCUUCUUUGCAUUUUUUUCACAGAAACAAAAGGAAUGGGAAUAUUCAGCAGUGAAUAUAAAGUGUUGUUCAUCUUUGAUGGUCUGGAUGAGUGUCGUCUGUCUCUGGACUUUCACAGCGAUGUGAGGUUGUGCGAUGUGACUGAAUCAGCCUCAGUGGAUGUGCUGCUGAUGAACCUCAUUGUGGGGAAUCUGCUUCCCUCUGCUCUCAUCUGGAUCACCUCCAGACCAGCAGCAGCUGAUCUCGUCCCCUCUGAGUGUGUCCAUCGAGUGACAGAGGUACGAGGCUUCAAUGAGCCACAGAAGGAGGAAUACUUCAGGAAGAGAAUCAGUGAUCAGAGUCUGGCCAAUACAAUCAUCUCACACCUGAAGUCAUCAAGGAGCCUCUACAUCAUGUGCCACAUCCCAGUGUUCUGCUGGAUCUCAGCCACUGUUCUAGAGAAGAUGUUGAGUCAAGCAGAGAGUGGAGAGAUUCCCAAGACUCUCACUCAAAUGUACACACACUUCCUGAUCAUUCAGACCAACAUCAAACAUGAGAAGGACUAUGAGAAGACAGUGAAAGAUGAAGACAUGAUUCUCAAACUGGGGAAAGUGGCUUUUCAGCAGCUUGUGAAGGGAAAUCUGAUCUUCUAUGAGGAAGACCUGAGAGAGUGUGGCAUUGAUGUGACAGAAGCAGCAGUGUACUCGGGAUUGUGCACUCAGAUCUUCAGAGAGGAGUUUGGCUUGUAUAAGGGGAAAGUCUUCUGCUUUGUUCAUCUGAGCAUUCAGGAACACCUUGCAGCUCUGUAUGGGCACCUGUCCUUCAUAAAUGACAACAUAAAUGUGUUUGAUCUGAUUAACAAAGAAAGGUUGUUGUCAAAAUGUUUGAACUUUAUGAAAUAUAAUUCAUCAAAACAGAUUUUGAUAUCAAAUUUUCAUCAGAAAGCUGUGGACAAGACAUUACAUAGUAAGAAUGGACAUUUGGACCUUUUUCUCCGUUUCCUUCUGGGCUUCUCACUGGAGUGCAAUCAGACUCUUUUACAAGGCCUUCUAACACAGACGGGAAACAACUCGCAUAAUAAAGAGAAAACAGUUGAGUACAUCAAAAAGAAGAUCGAGAAGAAUCCUUCUCCAGAGAAAUUCCUUAAUCUGUUCCACUGUCUGAGUGAACUAGGCGACUGUUCUCUAAUGGAGCAAAUUCAACAUUAUGUGACAGCUGGAACAGUAAAUAAAGUGAAACUGUCCUCCUCACAGUGGUCAGUUUUAAUAUUUGUGCUUUUGACAUCGGAGCAAGAGAUGAAUGUGUUUAAGCUCAAAGAUUUUGUUGGAUCACAAAUUAAAGCUGAUGAAGUUCUUCUAAAGCUGCUGCCUGUGGUUAAAGCAUACAGAUCAGCUCAGUUGAACAGUUGUGGUGUUACUGAUGAAUGUUGUGUUGCUCUGGCUUCAGUUCUGAGAUCAAAUCCCUCACAACUGAGAGAACUGAAUGUAUCUGGGAAUAAACUGGGAAAUUCAGGAGUGAAGAUGUUCUCAUCUGGACUAGAGAAUCCUCACUGUAAACUGGAGAAACUGUGGUUGAGGUAUUGUGAAAUCACAGACGAAGGUUGUGCUGCUCUGGCUUCAGCUCUGAGAUCAAACCCCUCACACCUGAGAGAACUAGAUCUGUCAUGGAAUAAACUAGGAGACUCAGGACUGAAGCAGCUCUGUGAAGGACUAAAGGAUCCUCAGUGUAAACUGGAGAAACUGUGGUUGAGGUAUUGUGAAAUCACAGACGAAGGUUGUGCUGCUCUGGCUUCAGCUCUGAGAUCAAACCCCUCACACCUGAGAGAACUAGAUCUGUCAUGGAAUAAACUAGGAGACUCAGGACUGAAGCAGCUCUGUGAAGGACUAAAGGAUCCUCAGUGUAAACUGGAGAAACUGUGUUUGAGCAGUUGUGAUGUCACAGAUGAAGGUUGUGUCGCUCUGGCAUCAGUUAUGAAAUCAAACCCCUCACACCUGAGAGAACUGAACCUCUCAUGGAAUAAACUAAGAGACCCGGGAGUAAAGUUGCUCUCUGGUGGAUUGGAGAAUCCUCACUGUAAACUGGAGACAUUGUGGUUCAGUGAUUGCAGUGUCACAUAUCAUGGCUGUGCUGCUCUGGCUUCAGCUCUGAGAUCAAACCCCUCACACCUCAGAGAACUGGAUCUGACUAAAAAUAAACUGACAGACUCCGGAGUGAAGCUGCUGUCUGAUAUAAGGAAUAAUGUUGAUUAUAAACUGGAGACACUGCGGUGA